Puntigrus tetrazona (Sumatra barb) is the source of this 1006-nucleotide messenger RNA. It is a transcript of the gene lyrm4a, whose product is annotated as LYR motif containing 4. The transcript has 3 exons. NCBI's taxonomy places the organism in Eukaryota, Metazoa, Chordata, Actinopteri, Cypriniformes, Cyprinidae. Gene Ontology annotation, cellular component: L-cysteine desulfurase complex; mitochondrion. Gene Ontology annotation, biological process: iron-sulfur cluster assembly. The coding region runs from base 617 to 886 and encodes 89 amino acids. The record is from RefSeq and is a predicted model, not a curated record.
AUGGUGACCCAAAACAGCACGGUUGCAAACUUUUAUCGGAACAUCUUCCUUUGUGUUCGCCAGAACAAAGAAAUUCACACAGAUUUGGAACUACAAGGGUGAGUAAAAGAUGACAGAAUUGUAAUGUAUGUCCUACUGUAUGUUAGACCCAGUGGUCUCUGAGGUCUGUUAUGUUUUUUUUUGUGUGUGUGAUGAUGAUCCAGUCAUUGAAAGAGGCCCCAUAUGCCAACAGUCGGCCAUGAUGCGGCCCCAGGGAUCUUCUGUGGUCUCCCCAGGCACAACACUACUGUGGACAUGAAUUUCUCCUAAUGUGAUGCUAACUCUUCCUGUAUAGCGCUCAUAAAAGAAAUGGAAAAAUUAAGAGAGCGCCUCCAGUGACUUGCAAAUCCAUUUUAGCAUAAAACCUGGAAGAACGAAACACUACAAUGGGUAAUCAAUUUGCAGAAAUGUCCCGAAAUGUACUAGUAGGCUGCUAAGAUGGCAUUUGCCUCUUUAUUGUAGGAAUGCACGUCGUGCUUUAUAUUCCGCGGCCAUCUGCUCAGCGGAUCCUGACGCUAGAGGGCGAUGUAUCACACGCGACCCAACGCAACGCGAGAAGAACCGCACUGAAUCCAACAUGGCGUCGUGCAGCAGGGCUCAGGUGAUCUCUCUCUACAGGAUGCUUAUGAAAGAGAGUAAAAAAUUCCCCUCGUAUAGUUACAGAACAUACGCACUUCGCAGAGUGAAAGAUGGCUUCAGGGAGAACCUUCAUGUGGACAACCCCAAAACUCUGGAUAUGCUCAUAAAUCAAGCUAGAGAGAAUCUGGCGGUCAUCAAGAGACAGGUUUCCAUUGGCCAUCUGUAUUCUGCCCAGAAGCUAAUUGUUGAAAAAGAGCCUCAUUUAUAAAUGUCUGGUGGUUUGUUAAUGACAAACCUGUUUAUCCAUGUUUGUAAAAUUGUAUAUUAGAGUGUAUUGUAAAUGUAUGUUUAUGUUACAUUUUGUAGAAAAUAAAUAAGAUCUAAUGAA